This is a messenger RNA of Moneuplotes crassus, 1008 nucleotides long. Lineage: Eukaryota; Ciliophora; Spirotrichea; Euplotida; Euplotidae. The record is from the annotation of a GenBank genome assembly.
UUUCAAGGUAAAUGUCAAAGAAUACCUACAGCGAAGAUUCCAGACCAAAUAUUAUCCUCAAAGAAGAAGGCAAAGACGACAUGGGCUACCCAAGUGAACUCAAUAAGUCUUAUCACAGGGAAGCCAUGACUUAUCAAUCUGAAAUGUCCAAUGCUGGGAGUAAAGGUGGCAGGAAGAAAAAUAAAAGGAGGUCCAAAAAGGACCAAGAAGGGAGAAAUUUUAGAUGCCAACAUUGUGAAAAAACCUACCUCUCAUAUCCAGCACUUUAUACUCAUAAGAAAUUGAAACACCCUGAUGUAAAAGUAAGCGAGACUAUACAAAGGAAGGUCGUCAAAAGGACAGAGCCUUAUGACUCUGAAAAGAACCCUACCUCCUUGGAGUACUUUUGUACUCCAGAUAAGGCGGGAGGACCUAUUGAUCCACUUUCUUACUUCUACGAGAUCACUUGGGAGAAACUAAAAUUAGAUCCAAAGAGGUCCAGAAUGUACCCUUUCCUUAAAGUUUUUUCCAUUCUUGAUGGUUUUGCUGUUGAAGACCCAGAAACACUAAUCCCUAAAAGGGAUUAUGAUGAUCUCUCUCCAGAAGAAAAGAAGAGCAAAAUGUGUUGUGAUGAGGUCCUUGCUCUUUAUCUAAGAGAAGUUAGUAGGAUAACUAACACAAGAUGCUACAGGAAAGUCAUGACCAUUGUCAUUCUCUACAGAGAAUGAAUCAAUAGGUUUGGAUGGCCCAAGAAAGCAGAACAUGAAACUAUUACCAAGUCAAGAAGACAGAUAGAAAUGACACCUUUCUCUAUCUGUAAUAAUGCUGAAUAUCUCCCUGAAGUUGCUAAUUUGUUGGUCACUGAGUUCAUUUAUGGAAAUGAAAAGUUACUAGAGAUCUCUCUUGAUGAUUCUAUAGACCUCAUAAGAAACCUCUGCACCUGGCUAUUUAACAAUGGGUUCACUUCUAGAAGAGUUGGAAUGAGACAACAUCAAACUAAUGAAUAAUUUUCAAUACUUCUGCUUAAAA